Perca fluviatilis (European perch) is the source of this 7909-nucleotide messenger RNA. RefSeq names its product anoctamin 1, calcium activated chloride channel a (gene ano1a). Gene Ontology annotation, molecular function: chloride channel activity; protein dimerization activity. The coding region runs from base 400 to 3450 and encodes 1016 amino acids. Gene Ontology annotation, biological process: chloride transmembrane transport. The transcript has 27 exons. Gene Ontology annotation, cellular component: plasma membrane. The record is from RefSeq and is a predicted model, not a curated record. NCBI's taxonomy places the organism in Eukaryota, Metazoa, Chordata, Actinopteri, Perciformes, Percidae.
GAGUGGAUCAUGUCAUUAAGACAGACAGCGUCCUCACACACGGACCAGAGGUUUUAGCUUUGAACAGUCUCACUCGGACUCCUAAUGUCGUUUAGGCAGACCUGAAAUAUAUCUUCUGUAAUCAUCUCAUAGAGAUAAAUAGCCUGUACUCAAAUAAAUAAAUAGAACCAAUCGCUUCAUUUGGACAAAUAGUUUUUAGUUUUUUUUGUUGCCAAAUUCGAUAGGGAACAGUUUGACAGUAGUCUAUCAGCUUGUCCAGAAGAAUGAAUAAGUGGUAGCUCUCCAUCCACUGUUUCCAUGCAACAGCGCGUGUGGCUGUGAAGCACGCGGAGGGAUCGAUGCUGUAAGCAGAGAGCGACGGCACAGUAGAGCUGGACCCGGAGCGCCUUUUUAGACCCGAUGGAGGGACACGAUGUUGGAAAUGAGCUGGCUCGGAGCGUAAACCAUCCUGAUAGUGCCGAAGAGCCCGGUUCUUCUUCCCUAGCCUGUGAGCACUAUGGCAGCCCGCAGCAGGAGGUGACUGCCACGAUGAGGAGGAACGACAAUUACCUGCCAGUCCCUGGCGAAGAGAAGAGCCUGGAUGUGGACUUUGUCAACACCAAGGACACGAGCGACGAGUCCAUACCAAUGAAAAAUCGUUAUGCGGAUGAUGGCUCACCUCUGUAUCCACGGCAAGGCCCUUACUUCUCUGAUGGGCAGCGGCGGGUGGACUACGUGCUCACCUACCACAUCCAGAAGCCCAACAGCAUCCGGCGCCAGUCCUCCAGGUUUGGCGACAACAACUUCAUCCGGCGGCUUUGGCGCAGCCUGAACAUUAGAAGCCGAGGCGCUGAGGCGCAGCCAAAGGAAGACCCGGAGAUCGCCGCCCAGGAGCAACGGACUGACUAUCAUGAGGAUGACAAGCGCUUUAGGCGGGAGGAGUUUGAGGAAAACAUCCGAGAGACGGGGCUGGAGCUGGAAAUGGACGAAAGGACCAAUAUCCCUGGAAUCGGCUUCAUGAAGGUCCAUGCUCCUUGGAACGUUCUGUGUCGGGAGGCUGAGUUUAUGAAGCUCAAGAUGCCAACAAAGAAGAGUUACGAAGUGAAACAAGGCAGUAAUCUGGUGGAGAAGAUCCGGCUGUUCAUUCACAAAGUCACAGCUCCUCUCCACCCAGAAGUAGACCCCAACCGGCCACAAAGCGUCAAAUUCCUCUCUCACCCUUUCUCCAGAGAGAAGCAGCAUCUAUUCGACCUGUCUGACAGGGACAAGUUCUUUGACAGCAAGACCAGGAGCUCAAUAGUGUAUGAGGUACUAAAGAGGACUAGAUGCACCAGAGCCACAUACUCCAUGGCAUAUCGGCCAUUCGGCAACUCAUCGACUGAUGGUUCAGUCAACCGUGGGAUCACCAGUCUGCUAGCCAAUGGUGUCUAUACGUCUGCUUAUCCUCUGCAUGACGGAGACAUCGAGGGGGCGAAUGCAGAACCUAACGACAGGAAGCUGCUGUACGAGCAGUGGGCCAGCUACAGCUUCUUCUACAAGUACCAGCCUAUUGGACUCAUCAGGAAGUAUUUUGGGGAGAAGGUUGGACUGUACUUUGCCUGGUUAGGAGUCUACACACAGAUGCUGAUCCCUGCAGCCAUAGUUGGAGUCAUUGUAUUCCUCUACGGCUGCGCCACUGUCGACGAUAACAUACCAAGUAUGGAGAUUUGUGAUCCCAGGCACAACAUCACCAUGUGUCCGCUGUGCGAUCGCGCCUGCAGCUACUGGAAGCUGGUGACAGCGUGUGGUACAGCCCGAGCCAGCCACCUGUUUGAUAACCCAGCCACUGUCUUUUUCUCCAUCUUCAUGGCCCUCUGGGCGGUUCUAUUCAUGGAGCACUGGAAGAGACGACAGAUGCGACUCAACUAUAUCUGGGACCUGACAGGCUUCGGAGAGGAGGAGCAGGAGGAGCAUAAGGACCACAACCGAGCCGAGUACGAGUUCCGGGUCAUGCGAAAGACAAUAAGAAAGGAGAAUCCAACCCUGAAGAGAGAGGAAAGUGAGAAGGUGAAAGUGAAGCUGACGUGUACAGACAGACUGCCAGCUUACCUGACUACUGUGGUGACGAUGGUCUUCAUGAUCGUGGUGACGUUUGCCAUAGUCUUCGGGGUCAUCCUGUACCGGAUUAGCAUUAAAGCAGCGCUGCACAUGAGCACCUACUCUGACCAGUCCAACAUCAGAGCCACUGUCAAAGGCACGGCCGCCGUCAUCAACCUCGUCGUCAUCAUCAUCUUAGAUGAAGUCUACGGCGCCAUCGCCCGCUGGCUCACCACACUGGAGGUUCCAAAGACGGACAAGAGCUUUGAAGACCGCCUCAUCUUCAAAACCUUUAUCUUGAAGUUUGUCAAUGCAUUCACACCCAUCGUCUACUUGGCCUUUUUCAGGGGCAGGCUCGUUGGGCGGCCCGGAAACUACUUGUAUGUUGUUGGAUCGUACCGAAUGGAAGAGUGUGCCCAUGCAGGCUGCCUCAUGGAGCUGUGCAUCCAGCUGUGCAUCACUAUGCUUGGCAAGCAGCUCAUUCAGAACAACCUGUUUGAGAUUGGCAUACCGAAGCUGAAGAAGCUGCUCCGGAGGAGGAAGUCUGACUUGGACUCCAAGCAAGAGGAGGAGCUGAACAGGUCUCUGCAUCGCCACGAGAAAGACCACAUCCUGGGUCCUUUCGUCGGCCUCAGCCCUGAGUACAUGGAGAUGAUCAUCCAGUUUGGGAUGGUGACUCUGUUCGUGGCGUCCUUCCCUCUGGCUCCGCUCUUCGCUCUGCUCAACAACAUCAUCGAGAUUCGCCUGGAUGCCAAGAAGUUUGUUAUGGAGCUGCGCAGGCCGAUUGCAGCCAAAGCCAAAGACAUCGGUAUCUGGUACAACCUGUUGAGAGGCCUCAGCAAGGUAGCAGUCAUCGUUAACGCCUUUGUCAUCUCCUUCACCUCCGACUUCAUCCCACGGCUGGUCUACCAGUACAUGUUCAGCGUUGACGGUACCAUGCACGGCUUCGUCAACCACACUCUGUCUUACUUCAACGUCAGUGAGUUCCAGCCAGGCACAGACCCUCUGCAGCCAUUGCACCUGGGCUACAGUGUAGAAAUAUGCAGAUAUAAGGACUACAGAGAGCCUCCCUGGUCCAGCACACCAUAUGAACUCUCCAAGGAGUUCUGGGUCGUUCUGGCCGCUCGCCUCGCCUUCGUUGUCGUCUUUCAGAACGUGGUGAUGCUUAUGAGUGACUUUGUGGACUGGCUGAUCCCAGACAUCCCCAAGGACAUCAGCCUCCAGAUCCACAAGGAGAAGAUCCUCAUGGUGGAGCUGUUCAUGAAGGAGGAGCAGGGCAAAAGGCUCGCAGCGCGGGACAACCACAACCAGGACAACUGCAACUCCCCCUCGUCAGCCAAUCAGAGCCCGCCGCGGCCCCGCUCACGGCCAGCCUCGCACGCCAACUGCUGUUAAACUGCUAGCUGCGAGAAAAAACUGUAUACAACAAAAAGCACCUGUAUACAAACUGUCCAUAAGGGAAUCAGCUGCAUAAAGCUAGCUGUUAAAGGUUAGAAAGGUUUUAAGGCAUGAUCAGUUUUUAAUAAUCAGCAAAAGUGCUUUUGCUGCGUUAAUGUUGUUUGGGAAUAUUUGAAGUCAAGAAUGACUUGACAGUUAAAACCAAAACUCUGACGCUUUCACAUCAGAAUUGUUGUUUACCUGUUUUAAAAAAUGUUCCCAUGUUAAGAUGAAGCAUUUUACAGCAGGCCAGCCAUUAACCAAAAAUCCAGCAAGCAACACCCAUAGGAUGUAUGAUCACAAAACAUUAUUUAUUGGAUGUACAGUACUGGAUUUGAAGGGAACAAGCCAUUAGCUUCACUUGACUCUGGGGAAAUUCCUUGUCAAUGACAUCAUCAUUCAGGACGCCAAACCCCACCUGCAACCUAAUUUGAAUCCUAUUUUCAAGCAUCCAGUUCAUACCUACCACGUCUCCCACGGGACCUGAAUGCAGCGUUUGUAUUGAAGACAGUGUCUGUCACAAGGGUCCUGCUGGGAAGACUUUCCUCCUGAUGUCUUACUGGUGAGAACCUCCCACCUGCUCAGAUAGGCCUUUCUUUUCUUUUCUUUUCUUUUCUUUUCUUUUCUUUUUUUGCACAAUUAUUUACAAAAGCAGGAAUUUAUCGAUGUACUUCUUUGAAUAUGCAACAUGGUCAAGCACAUGUGCUUUGUUUUUUGGAGAUGAACAGCAAGGUUUUGUCCAGCGGCCUGUUGAUUUGUACUAUUCUUUUGUAAGAGCACCAUUUUGCUCAUUUUUACAUUUGUUACUCACCGUGCUCAGUGGCAUUAUUCCUAAAAAUAAAUAAAUAAAUAAAGCACAAGUCACAUUAUUCAUUCCAAUGAACUGGAAUUCUUAAAACUGCCACUGACAAAAUUUACAGCAAAAAUAACCCCAAAGUGAUGUCAUGCUGUAGAUAGUUCCUGUACAUGUCCUGUUAAACCUUAUCAAACUCUGCUAUUAUAGUAUAGAGAGUAUAGAUAAACAUUUGCCAAAUUUGCUAUUACAUCAAAUCAUUCUAUUUUUUAAAGCUGUAUUAACCAAAUUAAUUUUAUUUGCCACUUGGGGGCAGCAGACCAAGCUGAAAAAAAACACUGACAUAUUGUCGCCUUAAAAACAAUUAUUUACACAUCCAACACAGAGUAACGUUAGGAUUCAUUGUGAGUGUUUGUGGCCACCCAGUCCAGUUUUUACUGUCAUUUUAGCUGAAGCAGCUAAUAUAUUUUUCUCAGGCUUUUUGAUGAACAUAGUUAUAAGCUAAACUGAUACCUUUAUCGGUCUGCUCUGUGGUGUUGAGCAGAUGCAGUGUGGAGUGGGUUUAUCAGAGAAAACCUGUACCUGCUGCCGGAAAACGAAGGCAGAUGCAAAGAAGUUUGUGGGCCGUAAAACCAAAACAAUGAGCUGCAAGAUGCUAAAUGGCUCUGCAGGGCUAAAGGGAGCUGUUGAUAAUUAUCUCUCUCUCUCUGUGGGUUUGGCACUACGAGCAAAGCCUUUUACACUACACUGUAAUAUCAUCUAUUUUUAGUGUAUUUUUUUUUUAAUGAUUAGCUGCUAUAAUUAACAUGACUCAAAAUGAAUGCUAAUGCUACUCUGUGUCUGGUGGACUUGUAAAUGCAACUGUUCGCUAACAAGUUCACCAUCUCAACUUAGAAAGGGAUGUCAUGUCAGUCUUGUGUUUUCAGCUUGCGUCUGCUGCCCCACCGCGGCCACAAAAUCCGUUCAUGCAAGGUUAAAUAUCUGCAAGGAAGCUCUUUGUUCACAGGAAGAGAGUCCAGCAUUCAAUCUUUUGCCUCACUUGUUCAUUUGGUGUCUUUUGGAUCAUGUACACUCCAGGGCAGAGUGCAGUUUACUGAUGUCACCUUACAGAGUUUCUCCAGACCAAAUUAAUAAUUCUUGACAGAAUUCCUCAUCUGUCAUUUUUGACCCACCAAUGGCAAAUGUUGACUUAUGCAGCUUUAAAGAGCCCAGAAGAUGACAAGUAAAUGUAUUUAUCUCACAGAUUAAAAACAUGAAUGCCAUUCACACCUUUGUCUAUCGUUAGAGAUGCUCAGCUGUGUUUAUUAAAUAAUUAACGACAAGUGUGCUGAUAGAUUUAAGGUUGUGCACUAAAAUUGGAAUUUGAAGUCACACGUAGUCGUACAAGGAAGUGCAUAUAUUACAGUGUGUGCCAUCAUGCUCAUAAAACAUCAGAAAACUGCAUCUUGGAACAAAUGCAAAAUCAAUAGCAAUGUGAGCUCUUUAUUUAAAAGGACAAUGCAUUUGUUUUUUUUACUAAAGUAGGAACUUUCAGCUUCUCGAUGACUCUGGAAUGCAGCACGUGUCUUGCUCAAGGGCACCCCAGUGUUGUUGAGCGAAGCAACAGCUUUACCGACUCCUACCCUGCCUUAUAUUCUCCCUAAACUAUCGCUGGCUCAUUUGAGAUUUCCAUUUAGCAGUUUUAAGGGGAUACAGUGUAUCAGUCGAACCAGAAAAGGAUACACUGUUUCUAUACUAUUAUCUUGCCUUAUAUUAACCUUAUACAUUCACUCUUUAACUAAUCAAGCACAAAUACUGAAUAAUAUUUUGUUUUCUAUUUAUCAAACUGCAAAAAACUUAUGUGGGAGUGACUGGAUACCACUUUGAAGAACGUAAAUGUACGGUGGACUGAAAUAAGGCUAACAAGUACAGUCUACACUCAUCCAUGUGUCAAGUCCUGCCCCCUGCUGUAAAUAUAUUGAACUAUCCCAAAUUUAAAGGGGCUGUAUUCGAUAUUCAGAACAUUAAUAUAGCUGCAAACAACUAUUUGUAAUGUAAAGUAAUGGCAGCCUGAGCAGAGAAUGAAGUCACACUCGGCGUGUGUUGUGAUCCGAGCUUCUCUGUUUUGAUUGCAGGUCAGGCUGCGCGUGCUGUUAGUUACUUGCAUAGACAUGAAAAGAAUAGACGUAGCAUCAGUGACGUCACCCGUUGGUUUGUGGACUGUGUUUUUGAAGCCUUGAAUUUGUCGAUAUGGGCAUCGCUGUCUUGUUUAUGGUUGCAAUGGCGAUGCGUGAAGCUAAACGCAAGUUGAGGAUUUCCAAUCUUUCUGAACCAAGUCAUCCAGCUGACCUGCUGGUAGUCUAUAUCGUCGACAUUUCCCUCCUGGGACAGUUCCGGUGCCGCCAGAAUUUCCACCGGAUUGGUUUAAAGAAAUGCCAAUAAACCAGAGCAUAUUUUUCUCCCAUCCUGGAAUGUUGUGCGGACUAGACCUUCCUCCUCAGCGCUGUGGAUGAAGGUCUGGCAAUGCGAGAAUAACCUGCUGGUAAACGCGGACCUCUGGGUACUGCAGCCAUUCAUCUGCAUGUACAGUAUUUUCCCAUAGACUUCUAUAGAAACAUAUUUUUUUGCAACCAGUGGAGUCUCCCCCUGCUGGAAAUGAGAUAGAAUGCGAGUUCAAGGCACUUUAACAUUGGCUUCACAUUUCAGACCCAGAAGCUCCGUCCAUUAUUUUAACAGUCUAUGACUCCUUGUUUGUCGAUAUCAGCCGUCGAGGGCCAUGGCAAAGCGUUGGUACUUAACGGGUGGUCCGUGAGAGCUGUGUGGAGGCAAUCCCAGACCACUUCAUUUUCUGAAUAUCCACUACCGCCCCUUUAAGCCCUCAACCCAGACUAAUAGAAUGUAUUAUAAAAUGUUUUCUUGUAGUUUAAAAUGUUAUAAAUCUCCUCUUUUUUUAUUUCAUAACAGUGCAAUUCUAAGUGCAUUUAAUGUAUUGAAAGGGAAUUAUCAGCCCACAGGGGACCACUGAUCUGUCAAUGAGAGACUUUCACACUAACAGUGAUAUACUUUAUUUUAGUGUCUUAUUUUAGAAUCCAUGAUUUAAAAUUCUAGAAACCAUCAAUAUGGACCUAUGUCGCUGUAUCUGAAAAGAUGCCUGGGAAAACCUCUUCCGAUACAGACUACAAAGACAUUUGAUCGCAACAGACGUUACUGUUUUUUGGGAUAUGACUUGGUCUUUUGAGCAAAGACUGCACAUUUUAUUUCUAGCUAAUCUUAAUAUUAUUACUACUCUGUAUGUAAGUAGGGUUAGUGUUGAUAUUCAGUGAUAGAUUAGGCCCUACAUGCUGCCACAGGGCUGUGUGGAGCCUGUGACAGCUAUAAUAUUUCCUUCCUCUGAAUCUCCUAUAACCUGAUGUCACAUGUUCCCCUCCUUCCUGAGAUGUCCUCCUGCCUGACUGUUGCCAUGUUGUAUUUACAGCAUCAAUAAGCACGUUGUGACAUGCUUAUAUCUAUUAUAAUGUAUGUCAAAGCACAUUUCACAACAUGCAGGAGUGCAAAUGCAUGUAUAACCUAUUUGUCUGUCUCUGAUAAUCUCUGAGUCUUUUUUUGUGUUUAAACUUAGUGUAAAUAAAUGAGAGAUGAACUGCU